GAAAGUAAAGCACCUCUCAGUGCUUCAGAAAUCUGUCUUCUCAAACCGUUCAUCUUAACCGUUAAUUAGUCGCGAUCCACCUAAUGUUCUGUACACUAGCUCACUGUAGUAGCUGAUUCCAAGGAGACUAAAGUUAAUCUAGACCCUGAAGGUGUCUUUGAUUUCUCUGCGAAAGCUGGUCCUGAGAACCACGUUUACGAACUUAAACUCGAGCUUCACAGUAAAGUCAAUGUAGAGGAAAGCAAGAUUAACAUUGGAGUAAGAAACAUCUUCUGCAUAAUAGAGAAAGCAGAGCCUGAGAGGUGGGAUAAGCUGAUUCGUGGAGGAAAAGCGCCGCACUAUGUGAAGGUUGAUUGGGAUAAGUAGGUAGAUGAGGAUGACGAAGGCAACGAUGGUGCAGCAGAUAUGGAUAUGGGAGGAAUGAGUGGCAUGGACUUCUCGAACUUUGGUGGAAUGGGUGGUAUGGAAGGACUUGGUGGCAUGGGUGGACUUGGUGUUAUGGCUGGACUUGAAGGACUUGGUGGCAUGGGUGGCAUGGAAGAGUUUGAAGACAGUGAUGAUGAAGAAUUUGCAAAACCAGGAGACAAGAAAGAUGAAGCCGUUAAGGAAGAAGCGAAACCAGUAGGUGUUCUUAAGGAAGACAAGUGAAGAAGAUACUGUUAGUUCCAGAGCUGAACUUAUUAUCAUGUUUUUCUUUCAAGUUUAUUAUUAGCUAAGGGUUAUUAUAUUAGCUUUUUAAGUUUAUUAAACCCUCUGAUCCACUUCCUCUUUUCUAAAAUGUUGUUACUCUAUUUUGCUAUUAAGGAUUUGUUUACUUCA
This is a messenger RNA of Brassica napus (rape), 819 nucleotides long. RefSeq names its product co-chaperone protein p23-1-like. The coding region runs from base 406 to 648 and encodes 80 amino acids. The transcript has 5 exons. The record is from RefSeq and is a predicted model, not a curated record. NCBI's taxonomy places the organism in Eukaryota, Viridiplantae, Streptophyta, Magnoliopsida, Brassicales, Brassicaceae.